UUCUGCUGCUCUCUGCUGGACGGUCUGUGGUCCAGAUUGACUCGAUUCAAAUUUGGUUUUAAAUCAAAAUGUGGAUUGGUUUAAUACUAAUACUACUAACACUAAUAUGAAAAAAUAAUAUUUGCUGCAAUACUAUCUAAAUGUCAGCCUGUGCAACAUAAUUGCACAUUGCUGCGGUUGUAUUAAAUAAAUAAGUGCGUGUGUGGAUUUGACAACGCAUAGCCUACUUCUGAGAAAAGUUUACAGAUUAUCAGCAAGACCAAGCAAACAAACCAAAACAGACAGUGCUCAGAAUAAUGGAUUGUGGAAAAUUAUAGAAUAUAUAACGCAUUGAUAAAAUACUUAAGAAAUGUAAAUCUGAUUUAGAAGCCAAUUUAUAAUUCUUAUUUAUUUUAUUUUAAAAUAUAAAAAGCGAGAAGGAGACGAUGGUCAUGUGACUGGUAUGCGGACCAGAACAAAGAUGGAUGCGGAGAAGAUCGACACCGAACUGGUAGCCAAAAAGCACUCUACCUCUGUCGUUUGGCGAUAUUUUGGCUUUAAGGUUACCGACACAGAGCAGAGAGAGGUACUGUGCAACAUCUGCAAAAUUAAAGUUGCUACUUCACGUGGCAACACGACAAAUUUAUAUCAGCAUCUGAAGCAGCACAGAGAAAAAUACGAUGAAUGCAUGACGGAGAAAACCCAGAUUAGCAAAGAGGCGGUUACCCGAACAAAUCAGAAAGUAUUCACGGAUAUGUUUGCGAGUCUUAAGCCAUAUGAUAGGUCUUCGCCUAGAUAUAAAGAAAUCACAGACUCCAUAACGCAUUUCUUGGCGAAGGACAUGAUGCCUAUACACAGUGUUAGUAAAGUGGGGUUUCAGAACAUGAUCCGAACACUAGACAAGAGGUACCAGCUGCCCUCGCGACACUAUUUCUCUCACGUAGCAAUCCCUACCCUUUAUAACUCGCGCCGUGGUGAAGUUCAAAAGGAAAUGGCUAAGGCGACGUUCUUUUCAACCACUACGGAGCUGUGGUCAAGCAGGACGAGUGAACCGUACGUUAACGUGACUGUACACUUUGUCGACGAGGAGUUUGAACUGAAAAGCCGCUGCCUGCAAACAUCGUAUUUUCCCGACGACCGCACCGGAGAGAACAUAGCUUUGGGUUUAAGAGAGGUGCUGGCUGCAUGGGACCUCUGCGAAGCUCGUCAGGUAGCCAUCACAACAGGCAACGACACCAACCUCGUCAAAGCGGUUGAGCUUAAUCAGUGGACUAGAAUCCAGUGUUUUGGGCAUAGACUUCAUUUGGCCAUUGAAAAUACUCUGAAAGAUCACGCCCAGUGCAUUAACAGGGCUACUGGGAUGUGCAGGAAGAUUGUGGGCCACUUCUCCCAUAGUUGGAAGAAAAGAGUGGCCUUGAGGGAAGCACAAAGAGAGCUUAAUCUCCCAGAGCAUGCCAUGGUGACAGACUGCUCAACACGAUGGGGUUCCACUCAGAAAAUGAUAGCAAGAGUCCUGGAGCAGCAAAAUGCAUUGUCCAAGGUUCUCUCCACAGACCGCAAAGUGCAACACUUACUCCUUUCGUGGCAGGACCUGGAGGUCUUGGAAUCUGUAAACAAGGCACUCAGCCCACUCAAGGACUUCACGGAUGCCUUGUCAGGUGAAAGUUAUGUGAGCAUAUCUUGUGUGAAGCCUGCUCUGCAUAUUCUGAACAGCUCCGUGCUGGUGAAAGAAGAAGUGGACACUGACCUGACCAAAUCACUGAAAUCAAAUAUUCUUAGCUACCUCAAUAACAAAUACGAAGACACACAGGACUUGCUAAACUUAACCACUUUCCUAGACCCAAGGUUCCGAUCACAAUACAUCCCCGCAGAAGUGACCGAGACCUUAAAGGAACGAGUCAUCUCUGAACUGAUGGAAAUUCAUCAAAAGCAGACCCAAGUAGUCCCAAGCACUGCAGUAAUGGAGAAUGAUAGUCUGGAUGUGGAAAGUCCACCAGCUGCUAAAGCCAAGAAGAAAACUCUAGCCAGUUUCUUCCAGGAAAACACAUACACAGCACCGAGAGCAUCGUUAUCAAGGACAUUUGACCCCAUGGCACAGUUUAGAGAAGCGGUGGCUGCUGAACUCAACGCUUACAUUUACAUGCCACAUGUAGACCAUGGAGAAGAUCCACUGAAAUGGUGGAGAUUCCACAAAGUGAACUUCCCUAGGCUAUGCAAACUAGCACAGAAAUAUCUGGGCAUACAAGCAAUAAGCUCUGCAUCAGAGAGAGCUUUUAGCUCUAGUGGUAAUGUUGUAUCGAAUCACCGCUCCUGUCUGAAACCAGACAAAGUGGAUAUGCUUGUUUUUUUGUCAAAGAACCUCUGAUGUGAUAAGUGGAACUUUUAGAAAGAAGAUUUGGAAGUACCAGUUGGUCAUAAAAAAAAGAAAAAAAAGAUUGAGAUCGUUUGAGUUUGACCAUUUAAUGUUCAAAAUAAUUUAUACAGAGUAUGUGUUACAUACUGCAUAAACGUUUCUAUUUGUUUAGACAGUGUCUAAAAUGUCUUAUUUUUGUGAAAAUGUAUGUUUGCAUUAAUGAAAAUGUUAUUUAAUUUAGUAAAAAAAUCACAUUUACACAAAUACAUUCAAAACAUGGCACUAAUACAGAAAAUAGAUAAAUCUAAAAUAAAUGCUCAUUUUAAUCACCUAUGCAAUGCAUCUAUUAAAUUAUGAAGAAUAUGUUAGUAUGCACAAUUUGUGAAAACCUGAAGAGUUUUUGUUGACUUAAAAGUGGUUUUAGAAUUUCAUACAAAUGCAUUGCCACUGAAACAGCAUUAUAUUUGAAAUGACACAUCACAGUAAUGCAUGCAUUUUAACCAUUAAAGCCUGUAUUAAAAUACUACAUUUGUUAGGUUCAUAUCUAUCAACCAAUCAAUGAUAAUCCCUAGAACAUCCAAAACCUCACCCAUCACAGAAUGGAGAAAAAAAAAAACCUUGGAGAAACCACGCUCAGUUGGGGUCCAGUUCUCCUCUGGAUAUAUCAACAUAACAUUAAUUUCUGUAAGUUUUGAAUGAAUUGUAUGAUUUAAAUACACUAUCAUUGAUUUCAGUCUGGAUUUAAAUAUUCAAACAAAUAAAUAUAAAAUGUUUUUA
This is a messenger RNA of Puntigrus tetrazona (Sumatra barb), 3109 nucleotides long. RefSeq names its product E3 SUMO-protein ligase ZBED1-like. The transcript has 3 exons. The coding region runs from base 443 to 2344 and encodes 633 amino acids. Gene Ontology annotation, molecular function: DNA binding; protein dimerization activity. The record is from RefSeq and is a predicted model, not a curated record. NCBI's taxonomy places the organism in Eukaryota, Metazoa, Chordata, Actinopteri, Cypriniformes, Cyprinidae.